Messenger RNA from Oreochromis niloticus (Nile tilapia), 1829 nucleotides. RefSeq lists its product as uncharacterized. Bases 757 to 1521 code for a protein of 254 amino acids. The record is from RefSeq and is a predicted model, not a curated record. The transcript has 3 exons. NCBI's taxonomy places the organism in Eukaryota, Metazoa, Chordata, Actinopteri, Cichliformes, Cichlidae.
UGAGAUUACAUCACAGUAAAGGAAGAUAGCUUUAAAAAAUCCUGAACUAGCAAGUAAACCAGAAUCAUACAUUUGGUAUUGUUGAUGCUUACUUAGCCUGAGAUUCAAUGAAACUAAAGCUAAAAUAAGAUAUUUUACAGAAAUAAAAGAAAAACUAGACAUAAGAAAAAGAAAACGGAAACACUACAGUGUGCUCACAACAUUAACAGCAACAUAAAACAAUAUUAUUCAGGACUUUUUUUUCUUGAAAGUUUAAUCAGAUUUAUCAACACAACCAGUCUGAGGAGACAUUAAUGUAAGAUGUUUAUGUCCACGUAUUACGGUACUCUUGCCUUAAGAAAUAUCCCUCCUUUACACGAUGAAUCAAAGUUAUCAUAAAGGUCAUCACAGCCACAAAAAGCCUCAAACUAAAUUAAAUGGAGAAAAAAAAACACCAAUGUAAAGCUAAAGCUCUGCUGCAGAGGGCUUCAGCCCACGUUCACCUCUGACUGUCCAUCCGAUCAGUGUUUGAAGUUUAUUGAUGAUGUUACCGUGUUUCUCUGCACUGCAUGUGAGCAUGAGGUGCAGCAGAUACCUCGGAGCACUCCUUGUGACCAAAAGAGGCGUAGAAACUUUUCAUUGGACGAGCUUUUCGCUAAAGUAACAGGACAAACAAAUCCACGCCUCGGAAGAGUAUAUAACUGAAGUCAGACAGUCAGAAAACAUCUAACACCUUAACUUCUGCUUCUACUCAGCGACUGACACACAGUAAAGAAAAUGAAGGUCCAAGACUUGUUCAUGGGUUUUGCUCUUGUUGCUGUGAUCAGUGCAGCACCGAUAGAGGACAAAGCUUUAUAUGAUGAAGCAGAGUACCACCCUGAAGACUUUGAGAUAGAUCCUACACAAUAUGAGAAACUCUUACAGAAUCUGCAGAGUUAUGAGAAAGCUCUGGAGAAAGGUUUUGGAGACGAGGAAUUCCUGGGCAUAUCCUUUGACUACGGUGAGCUCCUGGGCACAGAGUUGGAGAAUGAAACAUUCCUGGCCGCAGGACUCGGGGUUGAUGUGUCUGUUGGUGCACUUCUUGGAGAUGAAGCGGCCCUGGGUGAAGGCUUUGGAGAUGUGGAGUCCCUGGCCACAAGCUUUGGAUAUGCAGAACUCCUAGACACAGAGUUGGGAAAUGACACACUUCUAGUUGCAGGACUUGGGGUUGAGAUGUCUGUUGGUGCCCUGGGCGAAGAUUUUGGAGAUGAUGACUUACUUCUGGCAGCAGCUCUUGGAGAUGAGCCCCUCGGCGCAACCUACGCAUAUGAAGAGCUCCUGGGCACCGAGACUGGAAAUGAGACACUCCUGGCUGCCGGACUCGGGGUUGAGGUGUCUGUUGGUGCGCUCCUUGGAGAUGAGGCGGCCCUGGGCAACGGGGAACUCUUGAAUGUCAGUGAAGAAGAUGAGAAACUCAUGGAGAUCGCUUUGGAAAACCUCAAUCUCGAAGAUGUGCUGAAAGCAGCAGGUUCUGACGGUGAAAUCAGAUCUGAUGCUGAAUGAGCUGAGAAAAAUGAAUCCCUCACUGCACACUGCCUGUAUGUCUCAGUAUACUUCUCACACUCUUCAAACUAUUUGUUUCAAUCAUAAAGGGAAAAGAUCACAAAGCAAAAUAACCUUUAAUCUCAAGAGAACGUAAUCUACAGUUCACCAAGUGAGGAAUGUGAUAUUCUGUCAUGUUUUUGUGGCUUAUAUGUUAACAUGUAUGUUUAUCUGCUCUUUCUCUGCAGCUCUGCAGGCUCGUGGCUUCAUCAUGGUCAUGAUGCAUGUAAGGCAGAUGAAGUGCAUUAACUGAGGCACUGUCUCAAACA